UGGGUUGCUUUUUUUUCUACCGCAAACCACUGCCAGCAGCCACCGAGCAAAAGAAGCCGUGCGAGCACAGUCAACGCUUUGCCGCACUUACCACCUUGUGUUUAUACGAUUUGUGGAGGCUUUGCCGUUUACCUGAGCCCCACGACAAUAACACAAUCACGUCUAUGUUACGUUACACCGUUUUAUCCUCGCGCUAGCUAACCGGAGCGCAUGGAGUCCGUGUUCGAAAGGUCGGUGAGGUGUUUUGCGGACAAGAGAUCAUCCAGCUAAUGUUAGCUGGCCGCAGCCAGCCGCGGAUAGUACGGAGUGGACGUGAGAGUGGAGAAGCUCGGUGCUGCUGCCCACUCUACUGACCGACAGACGGGCGGACAUUAACCUAAACAAUGGGCCUCAUAUUCGCCAAACUGUGGAGCUUCUUCUGUAACCAAGAGCACAAGGUGAUAAUCGUCGGACUCGAUAAUGCAGGGAAAACCACCAUCCUCUACCAAUUUCUGAUGAAUGAGGUCGUCCACACUUCACCCACCAUCGGGAGCAAUGUGGAAGAAAUAGUAGUGAAGAACACUCACUUUCUGAUGUGGGAUAUAGGAGGACAGGAGUCCCUCAGGUCCUCCUGGAACACCUACUACUCCAAUACAGAGUUCAUCAUUCUGGUGGUGGACAGCACAGACAGAGAGAGGCUGGCCAUCUCUAAAGAGGAGCUCUACAGGAUGUUGGCACAUGAGGACCUGCGGAAAGCAGCUGUGUUGAUAUUUGCCAAUAAGCAGGAUAUGAAGGACUGUAUGUCUGCAGCGGAGAUCUCCAAAUACCUCACCCUGAGCUCCAUCAAAGAUCACCCCUGGCACAUACAGUCCUGCUGUGCACUUACAGGAGAGGGUUUAUGCCAAGGCCUUGAGUGGAUGACCUCGCGGGCUGGACUCAGAUAGCCCCUCCCUCAGCCGACAACGGCCUGAUUACCUGCACCACCCACACUGUGGCAACAUCAGCUUCUCCUCAUUGUUACUUUUUUUUUUUUUUUAUGACAAACUUGGACUUUGACCUCUGGAGACGGCACAAGGCGGAGGAUUAUUGACACCUUCCACAGCUUAAUUGUUACAGUGGAGCUGGUGUUUCUCCAAGUCGAGGGGAACGUGACCAGAUCUGGUGAAACGGUGUGGCUAUCUGGAACCAACGGCCACUUUUACAGUAAAGGAGGAGAAGAAGAAGAUCCUUUCAAUAAGUUAAGAGUAUGUCCAAGUGCAAAGCAGGGCUGCACUGGACAAUAUUUACACUAAAUACAUAUCAUGUCACACCAUAUCAUAGCAAGAGAAUGCCAUAAACAUUGGUGCAGCUCUAUUAUUAUUAUUUUGCCUCUAUAUAAGUUUGUUCAUGUUCAGGUAAAGAUUUGACAGGACAAACAAACAGUAUUGUAAAUCCAGUUCUGAGGGGAACGGUGGCACGAGGGAGGUUUUCAGAAUAAUGUUCUCAUCUGGUUUUUUUCCGUGAGCACAGCCAUUAUUAUGUUACACAUGAUUUCAGUUUCAUAAGCUACAUCGUCGGUGAUUAUAAUCACUAGAAUUUAUUGGUGCCGUAUUGAAAUGUGUUCAAAUAUGAAUCUCCCUCGUCAUUAACUUUGAGCCACGUGGUGUAGAUUCAGUGUUGGCAUGCAAACGUUUUCUCAAAGCUGACUCUCAUUUAGCCAAGUGCGAGUACAAUGCUCCAUUUUAAUGACAGUAUUUUAAAUUGAAACUACAUUUUGUCAAUGCUUUAUGAUUUUAUUUAAUUUUAGCUUUUAUAAAGGAGUGAAAGUUUGCUUGUGGCGAGUUAGCAUCUAAACAUGUUUAGUAUUAACAGAUGAUUAUUGGUGCUCUGCAGGUGUGUGUGUGUGUGUGGCAGACCCACUGCAUCCUCAUAUAAACAUGUAAUUCAUUUUCUGCUGCCAUUUUGGCACAUAUUCCUCUUUUAACAUUUUGUACUUUUUAAACAAAGGGAUCAAUUUAAGCCACCAUCAUACACGUUUAUGGAGAAGUUGUUACUCAUCAGCCAUCUGGACUAGAAGGUUCAGUGGUUUUAGUAGCAUUAAGAUGAAUUAAACUGAAUAUUUUGGCCAUUAUAAGUUAAAAUACUUGAUCCUCAGCCUUAACCAUGCUGUUGUGAGUGUCUGGAGGACCGUAUGUGUAUGAAUCUGAAAGUCUGCCCAUGAUUUUUUUUUAACCCGUUUCCUUCUUUGACCCGUUAUAAGAAUUCCUUGAACUUGGUAACAGAUCUAUGCACGUGUCACUUUGAAACCAUGUCUACCUUUUGCAAGUUACAGUGGCCAAAAAGUUGGAGGUGCAUGAGUUUCAUUGAGUCUGAAUCCAAACGGUGAAGAACAGGCGUCCAUCUUGGACAAGGUCUCUAGAGUAUAGUUUGUUGGACAAGGUAUUUUUACACAAAUAGGGAAAAGAGUGAACUGUGCAGCGUUAAGGUUUACAGCUUUUACCUUGAUCUCACGCUGGUGUUCAGUCUGGGUCAUGUACUGUAUUUCAGUUUUGUUUUCAUUAAAAGUUUGUUUUAAACUUUA
Molecule: messenger RNA, 2539 nt
Organism: Cottoperca gobio
Lineage: Eukaryota; Metazoa; Chordata; Actinopteri; Perciformes; Bovichtidae
Gene: arl8
Product: ADP-ribosylation factor-like 8
Exons: 6
Coding region: 384-923 (179 amino acids)
Molecular function (GO): GTP binding; GTPase activity
Source: RefSeq, a predicted model, not a curated record